AUGGGGGGCGUAAGAACCGCACCCAGUGAAAUUCCACCUGCACCGGUCAGUCACGCAGAAGUACAAUCGGAGGAGGGAUCUCCCUCGGCGACCGCGCAAUCGGAGACCUCGGUACCAGAUUCGGCGGAGCUCGACGCUGUCGCCGCCCAUUACGACUCUGACCCUGAGGAGCGUAAGAAAAGGGCCAGCCAAGAAGAGACAACCCAUGAGGAGAGUGGAAAAAUGGAGAGGACGCCCGAGGAGGAGCCGGUGUCUCAUGAAGUGGAAAGGGAGGACAUAGAUCUGAACGAAUCAGCCCAGAAGCGGUCGUUGAUGACAGAUGAGGAGUUUGAUUCCAUCUUGAACCAAGUAGGCCAAGCAGCGGAAGCUACUGCCUCGGAGGCUGAGGGUCUAGACCUCGCUUCGAAGGCGGUAGGCAUGAGCAAGGAAACAGGAACAGAGACAGCAGAACCAGAGGUAGAAGCAUCCACCCUAGUGGCACCUCAGGGCGCACCCCAAUUCUAUGCAAUGGGAGAAGAAGCUAUACCUACCGGAAGGGUAGCAGCGGCCCAGGAAGUUUCAGAACAAGAGCAGCGUCGCGAAAGCAUGGAGAAAGCGAUGGAAGAAGUGAAAGAAGAGAAUCAGCAGUUGAAAGCGGAGGUGGUGCGAUUGGCAUCGGUAAUGGAAUGA
This is a messenger RNA of Salvia splendens (bonfire salvia), 669 nucleotides long. RefSeq lists its product as uncharacterized. Lineage: Eukaryota; Viridiplantae; Streptophyta; Magnoliopsida; Lamiales; Lamiaceae. The coding region runs from base 1 to 669 and encodes 222 amino acids. The transcript has 2 exons. The record is from RefSeq and is a predicted model, not a curated record.